This is a messenger RNA of Stylophora pistillata, 1467 nucleotides long. RefSeq names its product UPF0739 protein C1orf74 homolog. The record is from RefSeq and is a predicted model, not a curated record. Lineage: Eukaryota; Metazoa; Cnidaria; Anthozoa; Scleractinia; Pocilloporidae.
GAUGGCGGACUCAUCCCGUGAACGGGACUCGUUAUUCAAGAAGUGUGUCGGAAAAUUGAGUGAAAAGUAUCACAGAUCGUUUCUUUUAGACCUUGCAAGCAUCUAUCUUGGUCUUAAACCCUCGCUUCUCUUCGAUUACACAGUCGUUGAUGCAACGAACGCAAGCAUUUUGAUUGAUGCUCUGGUUUUAGAGAGGGUUGUUCCAUACGCUUUGGACGUUCUCAGAGUUGGCGACGACAUAUUCUUCGCUGACUUUAAAUAUUUGGUGAGGCAUUUAAAGACAUCUUUGGAACUUGAAGAGCUUAUUUUUAUCGACGUUUCAGGGGCAUUGUCAGAGCCUCGUUUGUUGCAAUCAGAUGCCUCGAAAAGCAUUUACAAACAGUUAUCCAAGAUUGUGGACAUUUUGGAUCAGAAAAUAGGAAAUCAGCGUUCGAACGAAACGCGAAGUGGCAGUGUUAUUCGAAAAUCAGAGGUUAUAGAUUUAAAUAUUUGUAAGAGUGACGCUAGUAUGUGGUGCAUUCCUUGUAUUUUCGGCUUUCUUCUUCGUUAUCCUGUAAUUUACUGGUGCAACGAUCAAGGUACGUGUACCGAUUGUAAUUGUCUCAGCAUGGUUCCACUCAAUCGUUACACUGUGACUGUAAAAGAAUCGUUCCUGAUCCAUUCUUGGCUGAUGAAACACAAUAGUGGAUUUAUUCAGGUUUUAAGAAGAGGAACAAAGAGCUGCAGUGAACACGUUGUGUUUUCAUUCUCUGCCCCAGUAGCCCUCCAAUCUUGCUAUGAAUCUGAUGUUGAGAAGUGGAUGAAGAAAAUAUAUGAUAGUGGUGGGGAACUUGAAACUGGUGAACAUUUAAAAGUUCAGAAAACGGUACUUUCAUUGCCUCAUCUUGCUUUAUGAUAUCCAAUAUUCAAUGAUUUAACAGGAAUUCUUCAUGCCAUAAUUAUAUGCUCACAACAUCCAAAUUUGGUAGUCUCCUUUGCAGCGCUUCCUAGACUUGUCACACAAUGCUCCUCGUCAUAAACGUGGAGAGAAAUGCCACACGACAAAAUCUUAACAGAGCUGCAAAGGAGACUACAAAAUUAGGCCAAGUUUAAAAGUAAAGCUUAUGUUUACACAUGUAAGAGACUGUGCUAUCUUGGUUUCUAAGUGAAGAUUGUUUCGUCUCUCAUUGAUUCACACUGACUUUGCAAGCAGACUCCAUUUUUUUCCUUUUCGGAUGCCUGUUGGUGUACUGCAGUUUAGCUAAUUUUGUACAGGGUGGGAUAACAAAAACAACAUUCUCAUUCAUAGAAUAAGAAAGAUGGUAACUUUUUACAAACAUGACACUAUUGAGGUUGUCGAUUCUAGCAGUAUGCAGGAUGCAUGUCAUAUAUGAACUUCAUUAAGGUAUCUCACUCACCAUAGAUUCUCUGUGGCUCAGUGGUAGAGCAUCGGAGCGCAAAAUCCAAAGGUCUGAGGUUUUAACCGCC